UAUUAGCAUGGGAAGAAAAGCUGCUACUACUUGUUCCUCUUCCUCUAACAUUUCUUCAACUGCUUCCUUGAAUCUGAGGCUUGCACUCAGCACUCAUGAAGAAUGUGGUGGAAGCCUCUUUGUGAAGGUGUACAUGGAAGGCAUUCCAAUAGGGAGGAAGCUCAACAUAUUAGCACAUAGAAGCUACCAUGAGCUUGUUAAGAGACUUGAGAACAUGUUCGACACUACCAUUCUCUGGGGUACAGAGAUGGAUGAAGUUGUAGUUCAACCUGGUGAGAGAUGCCAUGUCCUCACUUAUGAAGAUGAAGAAGGAGAUCUUGUUAUGGUUGGGGAUGUUCCUUGGGAGAUGUUUGUUUCCACUGUAAAGAGGUUGAAGAUCACAAGGGUAGACACAUUCACUACCUCUUGAUAAUGCAGAUCUCUAUAUGUUUUCGAUUAAUUAGGUAGCUUCAGAGACACCACUGAGGUUUCCAAUUUUGUUCUUAGUACUAGUACUACUACUAGUGUAGUCUUAAUUACAAGUGUUGAAUCAUCAAAACUAUGCACAAAGUUAAGUCCUCAGUUAUAUAUACUACUACAUGCAUAGCUUGCUCACUAGUCACUACUUUCUUCUUUCCUUCAACAACAUGUAUAAUUAAUUAAUUAAUUAAUUUCUGUUGUACAUUCAUUCCUAA
Messenger RNA from Arachis duranensis, 674 nucleotides. Its product is annotated as auxin-responsive protein IAA30. The transcript has 2 exons. Gene Ontology annotation, molecular function: protein binding. Gene Ontology annotation, biological process: regulation of DNA-templated transcription. NCBI's taxonomy places the organism in Eukaryota, Viridiplantae, Streptophyta, Magnoliopsida, Fabales, Fabaceae. The coding region runs from base 8 to 409 and encodes 133 amino acids. Gene Ontology annotation, cellular component: nucleus. The record is from RefSeq and is a predicted model, not a curated record.